AUGCUUGACUCAAAGAUGAUGAAGGAAUUCUACCUCUAAGGGGAUGUAUAAUUUCCUUAUACUGCUUAGGGUGGCUAACGUAAAGAUCUCUUCUUCAAGGAACGACUAAGCACAAAGCAAACUUCAAGAGGGUUUGAUCGGUAUAGAGGUUCCUCUUAAGAAAUAUAAUCAUCAGCUGUUUAGAAGUUUGCAAAUGAAAGUAGCAAGUAAUUCUCCGAAUUCAAUAUGCCUUAAAUCAAUAUUAAUUUUGGAGAUUAUCAAACUAUUGACAAUAAGAAUGAUCAAAGUACUGAUAUGAAUAGAAGUUAACAGCUUGGGGAAGUGUUUGGAAACAGAAAGCCAAGUUUGUUUUAAAAAUUCAUUUAGAGACAAUCUAUUGAUAUUAGUCAAAGCACAAAUGUUGGAGUAAGCGGUGGACCGAACGCUGGAGGUAAUAAUGGCUGUACAAACAAUAAUGGGCUAGAAAUUGGGCUAGAUUUGGAAACUAAUCACAAUUAAACCCAGGCGAUAAAUACUGUUAGAGGCAGCUUGUAUAACAACUCUAUAUUUAAGGAUUCAUCAGUAGAGAGAGAUGAGGUGAACGGAGGACUGAUGACUAUCUAAGGAAGUAACAUUACCCCUGAAAUCGCUGCAUAGAUAGUCAAAAAUUAUCUUCUGCCAAUGUUUAACGGGAAAAGAAACAUCAGAGGUACUUCAAAAAAAAGAAAAUCAUAAGAUGAUUCCACGAGGCAAACUAUCAUCUCAGAGGAGCAGCAUGCAAAUCUAGAUUAAUUAAACGAUUAAAAUGGUAAAUUACCAAACAAAUAUAACUUGAAUAACACUGUUUAUACGGAACUAUUAUUGAACCAAAAACUUUACAAAAAACUGAUUGACACAGACUAAAAAUUAGAAUAUACUCUGGAAUAAAUGGAGGAGCUAAAAAAUAAAAAUAAUUUGACUGAGAAGUAUACCUUAGAGUAGAGGCAACUGAUUAUUAGAUAUCAAAUUGAAAAUUAAAUACUCAAGAAUCAUAUUUAAAAGUUGAGUGAUGAAAAGAAAAAGUUGCAUAUUGAUAUUGAAUUACUGCUUGAAAAUUAUAAGAAGCUGAAUGAAAUUUUCAUCACAAGUGAAACAAAGAGGAAAAUGAUACUCAGUACAUAUAUGGAUACUUGCAUUUAAAAGGAUAAAUUUUAAGGUUACUGCAAAUAACUCGAAACUGAAAAUAAGUUGCAAGAUAUAUAGUCUGUGUAUCUUAAAGAGUAAUACCAAUUAGUUUCAGAUUCAAUCUCUAAAUUAUCAUAAUACAAGAUGAUUUAGGACUAAAAUGAUGUAUCAGUAGAAUUUUUAAGAAGAGAAAUUGAAAAGCAAGCAAUGGAGAAAAGGGAAGUUGAUGCUUAAGCAAUACUAGCAACUGAAGAAAUAACAAUGCUUAAAAAAAGAAUAGAAAGAUUAAAAAUUCGAAAAGUUAAGUUGAAUCAAAAGAUAUGUAAAAAUUGCAACCAGGAGUUUAUUGAAAGUGAGAAUUACAAUUGGUCAUGUAGAACACAUUAGUCGGAAUAUGGAGGUGAGAUGUGGUGGUGCUGUGGUAGGAAAUUAAAAGAUGCUCCUGGAUGCAAGUUUAAUAAGCAUCAAAACAAAGAUGAUGAAGAAUAAGAGGCUAAAGAAUUUAAUGAUGCUUUGCACUAAGAGACUAUCAAAUGCUUUUGCUGCAAAUAACAUGGCCAUGCAGGAAGACAAUGCAAUAGAGACCCAAACCUUAAGACAAUUUAGGGAAUAGAUUUAGAAAAUUAAGCAAACCUUGAGGAUUUGCGAAUUCAUAAAGUAGAAACAGACCACUAGUUGAGGAAAAAAAUCAAUUAUUUAGAAGAUUUCCGCAAAUUAGUCACCCAUUUAAUAUCUCAGCAAUAAGAGGAAUUGGACUAUGCAGCACUUAAUCCUAAUAGAAUUAGGAGGAAGCCAAGACCAAGCGAUCAUAUUUAAAAUACUCUGUUACAAUUCGAUGAUUAUAACUAUGCCGAACUCAAUCACGAACUAAAAAGAGGUAUUACAAGGAAAAAUACUAGUGUUAAGCUUGAUCACACUUUUAGCUUCAAUAAGUUGCAAUCCUUUCGGGAACAUAUGUAUCAAGAUGAAUCAAUUAAUCAUGACGGAGGGGACCUUGAUACCAUCGUCAUUGAGAGAUAAGAAUCCAUAAUUGAUCAAGGACCUACAAAUGAGGUGACUUUUGACUUUGAUAAAAUAAGAUAGUACCAGCAAAAAGAACCAUUUGAAGAUGUCAAAGAAUUAAAGUAUGAACUAGCUUUGAAACAAGAUAUUACAAUGAAGCAAAAUCUGAUUGACAUUCUAAAUUACAUGCCAAAGAGAUUUAGUCAAAUGUCUAUUUAAAACAGAAGCAGUAAAGCUGGCUCAGUCAAAGGUAAUAAAGCCUCUCAAGACAAGAGUUAGGCUACUCUAUUGACAUCUACUAGAAUAGGUCUAGUUUUCAAUCAAAACUCGAUAUCAUAAGCAGAGGAUGAGUUUGGCUUUAGGAGAAGUAUCAGUAAUAUGAAUCAAUCAUAUGAUAUGAUGAAUAAUAGCAGAGGAGCUUCUGCUUAGCCAAGAGGUAUCCUUAGAAAAAAGUCUUCAAUAAUGAAUACAAGUGAGUAUAUGAGCAGUAGCUCUAACAAUCCUAAUCAAUACAUUCGACAAGAGAGCUUAAAUGAUACAGCAAAGAAAUUACCGAAAAACGAUAUUAAAGUUGGCAAUUUAGACAAGAUUGUUAUCAAUAGUUCAUUAAAUGGAUCAGGAAAUAUUAUCUCAGGGAACUCUGGAUAAAGGACUAAGUCAAAAUUCAAGUAAUGA
Molecule: messenger RNA, 2820 nt
Organism: Stylonychia lemnae
Lineage: Eukaryota; Ciliophora; Spirotrichea; Sporadotrichida; Oxytrichidae
Source: the annotation of a GenBank genome assembly